Molecule: messenger RNA, 2251 nt
Organism: Notechis scutatus (mainland tiger snake)
Lineage: Eukaryota; Metazoa; Chordata; Lepidosauria; Squamata; Elapidae
Gene: THUMPD1
Product: THUMP domain 1 NAT10 acetyltransferase adaptor
Biological process (GO): tRNA modification
Molecular function (GO): RNA binding
Source: RefSeq, a predicted model, not a curated record
AGGACCGCCGCCCGGGUUGUGGCGCCUCGGCUGCGCCUGCGCCGCUCUUCAUCACCCGCCGCCUUCCCCAUGGCUACCGUGGAGACGCCGCCGGUGGCGACGGCAGCUGCGGCGGCGGCCUCGGCCUCUCGCAAGCGGCGGCCGCCCAAAGGGCAGUACGUGCAGGCGGCCAAGAGGCCCCGGCCGGCCGGGCGGCGCCAGCUGGAGGCCGGCAUGUGCGGCAUCCUCAUCACCUGCAACAUGAACGAGCGCAAGUGCGUGGCCGAAGCCUACAGCCUGCUGGGCGAGUACGGAGAGCAGCUGUACGGGCCCGAGCAGUUUGCAGAGCAAACCGAGGACAGACUCUCUGGGAAUGAGGAGGAGCAAGAGGAGGAGGAGGAGGAAGAUGAUGCCGAAGCAGCUUUGAAAAAAGAAGUGGCUCAGAUCCGUACCGCCACGGAACAGAAGCAACGUCGGUUCCAGUCGGUGGAAAGUGGUGCUAACAACGUGGUUUUUAUUCGAACGCUGGGUGUCGAACCUGAGAAGUUGGUCCACCACAUUCUAAAGGACAUGCAUGCCACCAAAAAGAAGAAAACCCGAGUCAUCCUGCGCAUGCUGCCCGUAUCGGGUACCUGCAAAGCCUUCCUUGAAGACAUGAAGCAGUAUGCAGAGAUCUUUUUCGAGCCCUGGUUCAAAAGCCCCAAAAAGGGCACUUUCCAGAUUGUUUACAAGGCGCGAAAUAACAGCCACCUCAGCAGGGAAGAAGUCAUAAAAGAGCUGGCAGGCGUGGUGGGCCACCUCAACCCAGAAAAUAAGGUCGACCUGAGCCACCCUGAGUACACCAUUGUGGUGGAGAUCAUCAAGAACAUCUGCUGCUUGAGUGUGGUUCAGGACUACAUUCUCUUCCGGAAGUACAACCUCCAGGAAGUGGUGAAGAGCAAAGCUGAGGGGCAGCCAGAGGCUCCCAAACCAUCCCACGAGAACGACGCCCCCGGAGCGGAAACACCGGAAGCACAGAGGGAAAACCGAAACGAGCGCCAGGACAAGACCGAGACUGCCUCCAACGACAAUCAUGAGGACUAGGACCAUGAAUGGAAGAGCCGAGAAGCAGAAAAAAAAAAGGGAAAAAAAUCUGCAGGAUGGGUGGAGGGUUGUUAAAUCAGGGGGUUGAUGUUUGCUCUCUAGGUCAGGGCUCUUCAACCUUGGCAGCUUUUAAGACUUGUCUGAACUUCACCUCCCAGAAUUCCUCAGCUUUGCUGGCUGAGGAAUUCUGGGAGUUGGAAGUCCACAAGUCUUAAAAGCUGCCAAGAUUGGAGACCCCUCUGCUCUAGGUGAUGUGGCUAAAGUGCAGUCUGUCUCAGACCAUCCCGCCCCACCAUUCCUGUCUUGUAGUUAUUCUGAAUUUGAGGGAGGGGAGGAGUGUUCCCAACUGAACAAGCCAUGAUUUUCACAACCUGUAAUUCAGGGGUGUCCGCCCUCAGCAACUUUUAAGGCCUGUGGACUUCCAGAAUUCCCCAGUCAGCUAUUCUGGGAGUUGAAAUCCAUAGGUUUUAAUGCUGUCAAGUGUGGUCACCCUUGCCCCGAAGGUUUAGUGUUACAUACAAAACCGAUAAUUGUGGCUGGAUCAAACUCUGGCUAGCCUUUUCCUGACCCAGAGCCAUUUAUGGGUCCUAUUCUUAGGAUUAAAAGGUACUGCGCUGAUCAGCCAAAUGCGUUUCUGCUGUUUCCCUCUAACCUCCAAUCCGGAUGGAGUGCUGACCCCACUUUCUGGCUUUUUAAAGUUAACAUUGCAAAAAUGCAGCCAGGAUGGGGAGGUGGGUUUGGGAGAGAGGAAUUGUUCCUAAACAAUUGCCUGAGGUUGGAAGUAGAAGUAGCUAAAGUUGGCUUAUUAAAGGUUUUAAAGGUUUUAAAAUUAUCCCUUUCUAUUCUGAUUAUCAUGACCAAAAAACAAAAAAAAAAAAAAAAACAAACCCCAAACCCCUCCCAGAUUUUCUUAUUCAGGAGUAGGGGGGUCAACAAAGACUACCUAUUCCCUUAAAGUUUUUUUUUUUUUUUGCAAGGUGGUUUUUAACUCUUCAUCCUCAACAAUUUGUGUUUCCAAAUCGUAGAUUUUUUCCCCCCAAGUAAAUUAUGGCAGCUGUUUCCUGCCAGAUUUUCCUGUAAUCACGGUCUAGUUACCAAGCCAGCAUCUUGAUGCGAAGUCUAGCGUGACUUGAGAACAAACACGAUCAUUUCCUCUUCGGCUGGCAUCUCUGUGGAUCUCGUAUUCUGA